AUGUUCAACAUCUUGCUCUCAAUCGCCCGCGACGGGACCACCGAGAAUAGCCCAUCCACAGCGCUCGCCAACUCGGCAUGGUCCCAACGCGAAAACCUCGUGCAAUCCGUCUGCAAGCAACACCGAGCCCGGAAUAAAAUUUUGGAGCCGUAUCGAAGGCUAAAAAACGCACUCAAAGCCCUGCAAGACGAGUACACACACUCGAAAGACACGAACGCCAUCCAGCGGUACAUCCGGCUACAGCACGCCGUGCGGGAUGUGGCCGUCCUGGAAAAGCAGUACUGGAAACUGCUCGAAAUACCGCCGCAAGAAGGCGAAGAUCCCGCCGAAUAUGUCGUAAAGGUCGUCACCUCGUUGGAGCAACAAAAUGGAGCCCCAGCUCCGGCUAAAGGCGGAAUCGGCGCCCUCCUCGGCUCAACCGUGCUCGCCCGAACCGGUGAUGGCACCCAAGAAAUCAUGGAAAGGGUUCGGAAAAUGAAGACCGACGACCUGCAAAAAGAGUGCGAAGGGAUGUACACCCAACUUUAUCGACUUUUCAAGAAAUAUCUUGGGUUGAAGAGAAUCGUCAAAGAGCUCUCGGAACGGUACGACCACACCCGGCUAUACCCAAUCGUCCCCCGAUAUGCCAUGCUAAAGAAAAUGAUCAAAACAGCGCUCCGGGCCCCCGAAUUUGCCGAUAUUUGCCACGAACAAGUCGAA
This is a messenger RNA of Mesorhabditis spiculigera, 699 nucleotides long. The record is from the annotation of a GenBank genome assembly. NCBI's taxonomy places the organism in Eukaryota, Metazoa, Nematoda, Chromadorea, Rhabditida, Rhabditidae.